GAGGAGCCCGUAGGUUUGAAAAUGAACGCCACCGUCACAGCAGACACCACCGUGGAUGAAAACAUCUACAACAGUUACUAUCAGGAUGAAAACUUCCCCGCGCCUUGCAACAAACAAGGCGUCAAGGCAUUUAAGGGGCUCGUCCUGCCUCCCCUCUACUUCUUGGUCUUUCUGUUUGGCCUGCUUGGAAACUCCGUGGUGGUUCUGGUCCUGUUCAAGUACAAGCGGCUCAGGUCCAUGACCGACGUGUACCUGCUCAACCUUGCCAUCUCGGACCUGCUCUUCGUGUUCUCCCUCCCUUUCUGGGCCUACUACUCGGCAGACCAGUGGGUUUUUGGACUAGGCCUCUGCAAGAUUAUCUCCUGGAUAUACCUGGUGGGCUUUUACAGCGGCAUAUUCUUCAUCAUGCUCAUGAGCAUAGAUAGAUACCUGGCGAUCGUGCACGCGGUGCUUUCCUUGAGAGCGAGGACCGUGACUUACGGGGUCAUCACCAGCGUGGUCACGUGGCUGGUGGCCGUCUUUGUCUCCCUCCCAGGCCUUAUAUUCAGCACUUGUUUCACAGAGGACAACCACAUCUACUGCAAAACCAAGUACUCGUUGAACUUCAGACAGUGGAAGGUUCUGAGCUCCCUGGAGAUCAACAUCCUGGGCUUGGUGAUCCCCUUGGGCAUCAUGCUGUUUUGCUACUCCAUGAUCAUCAGGACCCUGCAGCACUGUAAAAACGAGAAGAAGAGCAAGGCAGUGAAGAUGAUCCUCGCCGUGGUGGUCCUCUUCCUGGGGUUCUGGACCCCGUACAACGUAGUGCUCUUCCUGGAGACCCUGGUGGAGCUGGAGGUCCUCCAGGACUGCGCCUUUGAAAGACACCUGGACUAUGCCAUUCAGACCACAGAGGCCCUGGCUUUUGUUCACUGCUGCCUCAAUCCAGUCAUCUACUUCUUCCUGGGGGAGAAAUUUCGCAAGUACAUCAUCCACCUCUUCAAAACCUGCAAAGUCUCUUUUGUGCUCUGCCAAUACUGCAGGCUCCUCCAGAUUUACUCCCCCGACACCCCCAGCUCAUCUUACACGCAGUCCACAGUGGACCACGAGCUCCACGACGCUCUGUGAAAAACAGAAAUGCAGAAAAGCCAGA
Molecule: messenger RNA, 1129 nt
Organism: Miniopterus natalensis
Lineage: Eukaryota; Metazoa; Chordata; Mammalia; Chiroptera; Miniopteridae
Gene: CCR4
Product: C-C motif chemokine receptor 4
Biological process (GO): G protein-coupled receptor signaling pathway; calcium-mediated signaling; immune response
Cellular component (GO): external side of plasma membrane; membrane
Molecular function (GO): C-C chemokine receptor activity; C-C chemokine binding
Source: RefSeq, a predicted model, not a curated record